This is a messenger RNA of Mucor velutinosus, 3606 nucleotides long. It is a transcript of the gene CAP2, whose product is annotated as F-actin-capping protein subunit beta. Gene Ontology annotation, cellular component: nuclear pore transmembrane ring. The coding region runs from base 1 to 3606 and encodes 1201 amino acids. Gene Ontology annotation, molecular function: structural constituent of nuclear pore. The transcript is spliced from 5 exons. Gene Ontology annotation, biological process: protein import into nucleus; nuclear pore organization. Lineage: Eukaryota; Fungi; Mucoromycota; Mucoromycetes; Mucorales; Mucoraceae. The record is from RefSeq and is a predicted model, not a curated record.
AUGCCACCCGUAGUUCAAGCACAAGGUGUUCCUGUGCCCUAUGCACAUCAGAGAGCAUUAAUACCUGCAACGAGAAUGGAGUUCCCUACUCAACGUCUGUGGGCAUUCUCAAUAUUCGUCUUAUUACAAGCUCUCAAGGUUGCCGACUUUUGGAGAGCCUACAUGGCUGCUUAUCCCGAACAGCAUGGCAGCUCCCUGCUUAAGUGGUGGUUCAUUGAUAUCAUCUACUUGUUCGCUCUGUACUUUGCUCAAAUCCCUUGGCUGCAGUUCAGUCUGCUCAAGACGCUGCUACUUGGUGUCUUCCUAUGCUGGCUUGAUGUGCUUGUCUUUACUAUUCCCAUUUACGGCUUUGGCUUUGUGUUGUUUAGAGGCAUCUUUGGCGAAGCUGCUAUCAAGAAGGUCAUCGUAUCCAGAGGCCAGCUUGCCAAUGUCAACAAGAUUGUUCACAACUCGUCGCAUAUUUUGGGUGCUCAUACUUUGCACAUCCUUCCCUAUGGUACUGCCAAAUUGAACCCGAGUGAUGAAGUAUACUGUUUAUCGACAAACGAAAUUGGAAAGAAAGACAUUUAUAUACCCAUCAUUCUGAACAACACAACGCCUCAAUCCAUCUUCGUUUCUCGUCUUGAUUUUGACACUGGCCUGACCACAGUCAAUGAACACACUGGCAAGAAUAUCCAGAGAGCAACUGAAAUCAAUCACGCAAAGGAAGGUGUCGAGUACUAUUACAUUCGCAUCAGAAAACCAGGCGCUUACAAAAUCGAUCAAAUCGUUUCAAAGCAAGGUGUCAGCAUUCGCCUUGACAACAAGCAAGCUUUCGUCUUCACCUGUCCUUACGCUCAUAUCAAGCCUGUGCCAGCCACAGAUUACUGUACUGGGGAUACAGAGAAUUUGCAGUUCCAAGUGAUGGGUGUUCCUCCACUCGAUGUAUAUUACACCAGAAAAAUGGACGACGGCAAUCACGUAAAGAAGCUCGAGCUCAACAGAAUUCAACCCGAUGACUUUGAAUCGCCUUUACUACGUCGCAUCAAUGGCCCCAAGACAAUUGAGCCUUCACUCUUUAGCAUCAAGCCUGAUUCAGAUUACUCAUGGGCUGCUGUCAAGGAGCUCCAUAUCAACCUCAAUCUCACACUGGAAACCGCCUCCAAACAAGAGUAUCAAUUAUCCAAAGUGAGAGAUGGUGCAGGAAAUGAAGUCGAUUUGUCCAACUUGGCAUCGCGAUCCUUGCAAGUGCAUCGUCGCCCUGCUGUCAACUUUGGCUGCAGUCAAAAGGAGCCCAUCAACCUUCUUGUCGGUGAAAAGUCGAUUCAUUUGCCUCUGGAUGUCCAAGGCUCUGGUCCAUUCCACUUGGAAUAUAAGUUUGCUGGUGCUGCUGACCAAGCGUUCAAGGCCAAAUUGAAGCCCCAUGAAAAGUCUAUCCAAGUAUCUACUCCCGGUGAAUACAGCCUUGUCUCCAUCAGCGACAAGUUCUGUCAAGGUGAAGUGAAAUUCCCCUCCUCCUGUCUUGUUGCUCAACCCCAGCCUCCUGCUGUCAAACUCCACCAUACUGCUAUUCCAUCUGAAUGUGCUGGUGACAACGAGAUUGGCAUGAAGUUUGUUGCUGAACUGGUGGGUGCUCCUCCCUACACUCUGGAAUACACCGUUAUCAAGCACAGUGGUCGCGCAAAGCAGGUUGUUGAUCGUAAACGUGAAGUCAUUGAUCGCUCUCGUCACAUUUUCUCGUACUUACCGAGCAGCAGUGGUGAAUACACGUAUGAAUUUACCACAGUGGACGAUCGUCACUACAAAAAGCGCUCUCUCAACAUCCCUCCCAUCAAGCAAGUGGUCCAUCCUCAACCUGACGCCAAAUUCAGGGCCAAAAACCGUCGUGUUCGUACCUGUCUCAAUGAGGAUUUGACUGUGGAUGUAGAUUUGCGAGGUACACCACCCUUCAAGUUGAAGUGGACUGUGGGCGAUCAAAAGUAUGGUGAUUACAUUGAAGACGAGAUUUACACCAUGAAGUUGCCUCCAUUCGAUGUUGCUGGUCAGCAUAUCGUCUCUUUGGUCAACAUCACCGAUGCCAAUGGCUGUACCAAGGAACUGGAAGCUCGUGACUACACUGUGGAUGUGCGUCGUGAUCGUCCUACUGCUUUCUUCUUGACUGACAAUGAACCCGUGCGCACUGUGGAGGUCACCGAAGGCUCCUCUGUUCAACUCCCCAUUGGCUUAACCGGUGAAGGCCCAUGGACAGUGUCUUACUACAAUGUUGAAAUGGGCGAACGCAGCUUGGUCACACGUCGCUUUGACAACGCCAAUGCUGAAAUUGAAGUGAGACAUGCCGGUCAUUACGAUCUCUUGAGAGUGGACGAUGCCAUCUGCAGUGGCGAUGUGUUGAAGCCCCAAUAUUUGGUCAAGUGGUUGGACAAACCCUCGCUAUCUAUUCCCAAGGAUCAAGCCAUUGAUAUAGGUCGCAACAUCUUUGAACGUGGUGCUGUAUGCCAACAUGCCAGUGACUCUCUCGAUAUCGAAUUCAACGGCAGUGGACCCUUCUACUGUCUCUACAAGGAGUACCGUGCUUCCAUUGGUGGCAUCCGCUCUCAUUACCUUGGUCAAGACGAAAUCACUGCUGGUAGCAAGCGAGUCCAUUUGCCUCUCAAAACGCGCGAAGCCGGAAAGUAUCGCUAUGUCUUUGAGAAGAUUGCUGAUCAACAUUACACGAAUCCUUUCAGCAUUGACAAAUUGGAGGUGCAUCAAAUUGUCCACGCUACGCCUACUGUCAAGUUCUCCAAGUCUCGCAGAGACCGUACCUUGUGUGUUGGCGAAACACUGGGCAGCAUUGAUAUGGAUCCCAUCUAUCUUGAAUUCACGGGUGUUGCUCCCUUCAAGGCCGAGGUGCAUGUUCGUUUGGAGUCUGAAAAGUAUGGUCGCAUUCAUCAGAUUGAAUCCAGCACCACCAAGUACAAGUUGAAUUUGGAUGACGAGCUCAAGGUUGCCGGCAAUUACAAGAUUUCACUCAAGAGCGUGGAUGAUGCUAAUGGAUGUGGUACUGAGGUGACUGACAGCGAGACGAUUAACGUCAAAGCACUGGAAAUUGCAACCAUCUCGUCUAUUGACACCUGUGAUGAUGUAUGUGUUGGUGAUAGUAUUGAUUACAGUCUCUUUGGCGUUGGGCCCUUCACUGUACAAUAUCUCUUUAACGGCAGAAACGAAAUCGCGAAAGCCCAUUCAUCCAAGCUUUCCUUGCUGGCCGAUAAACCUGGUAACAUCACUGUUGUUUCUGUUGGUGAUCAAAGAAACAAGUGCAAGUCGUACCCCAAGAAUCUAACAAAGCAAAUCCAUGAAAUCCCAUCCUCCUAUGUCAGUGGUGGCAAGAACGUGGUGGAAAGCGUCGAAGAAGGUGAUAUGGUGGAUGUUACAAUUGAUCUCAUCGGUGUCCCUCCUUUCGAUUUUGAAUGGCGUAGAUAUCAACUCGUGUGGGAUGAUCGUACCAACCAACAUCAGAAGGGCGCUGUUUUAGAAAGCCAUAAUGUGUAUAAUCAAAAGGAACAUCAGUACAUUAUUCGCACUUCAACUGAAGGCAUUAUAGAGCUUGCUAGUAUCAAAGAUCGCUACUGUCAAUAUCCCAUUUAA